This is a messenger RNA of Agrilus planipennis (emerald ash borer), 2974 nucleotides long. RefSeq names its product zinc finger protein 558-like. The transcript has 6 exons. Gene Ontology annotation, molecular function: RNA polymerase II cis-regulatory region sequence-specific DNA binding; DNA-binding transcription factor activity, RNA polymerase II-specific; zinc ion binding. Lineage: Eukaryota; Metazoa; Arthropoda; Insecta; Coleoptera; Buprestidae. Gene Ontology annotation, cellular component: nucleus. Gene Ontology annotation, biological process: regulation of transcription by RNA polymerase II. The coding region runs from base 353 to 1789 and encodes 478 amino acids. The record is from RefSeq and is a predicted model, not a curated record.
GCGGGAACACAUCCACGUGUCUACACUCCUAUUGCUUCGUAAAAAAAUAUAUUUAUUACUAGACAAUUUCAAAGUAUCUUUGGGGCGUCUUUUGUCAGCGACUGCUGCUACUACCGUAAGUAAAAGUGCGAGAAAAUGAAAUGGGCGGAUAGAAAACCGGGAUGUUGUUCGGGCUGUUACUGAUCAGGGGAUGGAAUUAUAUUUAAAAAAAAGCACGCAGUAGAAAAUGUAUAAAUUGUACCUUUCUGCGCAAAGAAGACUAUUAACGCGCAUUCGUUUUUACGCUACCAAAGAAUGAUUACAUCUCUUAGGUUUUGUUUUAAUCGGGAAUUUAUUUUGUGCCGAUUUAAACAUGGAAUGUAACGAUAUUGAAAAGGUGGAUCCUAUAAUGGACAUUACUUGCAGAAUAUGUUCCGAAACAUUUGACAAGGGAUUCCACAUAUUGGGAGAGGAAGGAAAAAGGAGAAAUCUUCAUGCCAAAAUUAGGAGAUACUUGUAUAUAACGGUUUCAACAACAGACAGACUGCCAAAGAUUAUAUGUGUUUCGUGUUACUGUAAAAUAGAAUCAUUCCACAAUUUUGUGCUAAUGGCUAAUAAAAAUCAAGUUAAAUUUACAUUUUCUGCAAAAGAUGGUCAGGAUACAUGUAAUAUAGUCAAGCAGAAAAGCGUUAGUCUCCUAGAAUCAUAUUUAACUAGAGGUACAAAGGAAUUCGAAUCAGAAAAAGAGGGUUUAGAGGAGUUGGAAGUGGAAGUAGAUCCCAUGUGGUUCCUAGAGGGUGGAAUUGCAAACCAAGACAUUGAUGAUGAUUAUAACUCAUCUGGAGCCGAGACAAAAAGUAACAGAAAUACCGAAAACGCCCAAAUCAAUCAAACUGUUCCAGAAAACGAAUUCUACAGCGACGAUGAAGCUGACAUCGAGUCUGAUAAGGAAGAAUUAAUUUCAAAAAGACAAAUCAAAGUUAACGAUAAUCAAUCAAAUAACAUUUUCAGUACAAAUGUUUCAAUAGUAAAAAACAAUAAGGAAAUUAUCACAAAUAAUAACGAAAGGAUACUGAUCGGUUCUGUAAAUGUUAGUUCUUGUCCCCCAACAAAUGAAAUUAUGGCUGAAAUUGAGAACAACAACAGAUGCGAAAUUAAUAGAAGAGCUCACAGCUGCGAAAUUUGUUUUAGAAGAUUCAAUUCCGAGGUAGCACUUCACAAUCAUAUUUGGACACACUCUAGACAAACUAAGCACCCAUCUGAUCAGAGAGAGACAGAAAAUAAUGACGAAAAUCUACCCUUACCUGGUCAUUCAAUUUUCACAGAUGUAGAAAACAACGGUGUGGCCAAUAAUGAGAAUUCUUGCCCUAUUUGUGGAAAAGUCGUAUCUACUAGGGGAAAUCUGAAAGUCCACUUAGAAACUCAUAGACCAAAGGGAAAAUAUGGAUGUGAUAGUUGUGGUAGAAUUUUUAAAACGCAAUGUAAUUUACAAAGGCAUCAACGGUACCACGAUGGCGUUAAGUAUUCGUGCGAGGUAUGUGGUAGGGUUUAUUCCACAAAUAGCACCCUACGUGCUCAUGCUGUAACGCACAGUGAACUUCGACCGCACGAAUGCCCGUUAUGUGAAAAAAAAUUUAAACGUAAUCAAGACUUAAAGUUCCACAUAAAUCAGCAUACCGGUGCCAAACCUUACCGAUGUCCGUAUUGUCCUAAAGCAUUCGCUAGUUCUGGAAAUUGUUUCUCACACAGAAAAAGGAUGCAUCCUGCGGAAGUGGAAAGGGAUCGAGAAAAGGCAGCAAAAUUUAUGUGAUCCCACAAUUAGGUAUUAGUUUUAAAAUAGUCAAAAUUAUUUUUACUCGUGGUGGUUUCAUUAAAUAAAAUCUACAUAUUAAAAUAAUUUGGCCGUAUUAAGACCACAUAAAAUUAUCGCUGCUACUUGACAUCAUUGUGUUUUUGUCCAUGUUUCAAUUACGCUAUUGUUCUAAUUAGAAGAAGUGGAAUAAUAAAAUUUUCUUUAAUAUUUUGAUGUAUGUACAUAUCGCACGAUUCCAUAAAGGCAAUAAAAUUAUUUUGUAAAAUAAGUUCCAAAGAUAUGCUAUCACAAUUCUGAUAACAUUUUUUGCGAUUGCGGAUGGAACAUUGGUAAAGUUGCAGUUCUUUCAAACCACAAUUUAUUUAAUCGCAAAAUUAAGAAAAUAUCUUAUCUUUUGUAAUUAUUAAUUCAUAGAGCAACUGCCUACAAGUUUAAAAUUAUGGAAACAUUAAUUGAAAAUAAAUACUAAUUUAAUUAAUAAUUAUUCGUACAGCGUUUAGAUGACCUUUUAUACAUCUGUGUAAAUGACAAAGUCAAACUUGUUGCUACAUUUUACCUAUUUUAUUGAGAAGUUAAUUAUUUUUACUAAAUUAAAUCAAUUUUAAAUUAAAACGUAGUGCAUUCCUUUUUGUACAUAUGCUAAUGCAAUUAAAAAAAUUAAAAAAAAAACUCGCAAUCUUAAAUUUGUAGGGGUUGACCAAGAAAAAUGUAAACAAAUGAUUUCUUAAUAAAUCACAAUAAUCAUUUGUUUAACAAAAUAACUAUGUCGUAAUUCACAAAAUAUUUUUCCGCUGAUUAUUUCACAUUUUUGCUUUUUUCAUCGCAUAAAAUGAAAAAAAAAAAACAUGUAAAAACUUACGUAUCAUUAUGGUAAGAUAAAGUAAUUAAUUAUAUUUAGGGAAUAACAUGUACUCAACCCCAUUAAGACUUACUAGAAUGUAGGAUAUUUAUAUAAAAAAUUGUAAGUUAAUAUGUAAUUUUAUAGAACUGUGAUGAAUUACUGUAUACGCCAGUAAGUAAAUCUCUUUUUUAUUAAUUUAAAUUUAUGACAAAAAAAAAACAUCACCACAAACAAUGUAAGAUUCUAUGUAACAUGUACAUGUAAAACUUUAUCUAGCCAAAACUGUACAGCAUGACUGUUAAAAAUAGAUGUAGUUAAUUAAAUCAUUGUCUGAACUUUAA